Messenger RNA from Anoplopoma fimbria (sablefish), 2250 nucleotides. It is a transcript of the gene cyp2u1, whose product is annotated as cytochrome P450 2U1. The transcript has 5 exons. Lineage: Eukaryota; Metazoa; Chordata; Actinopteri; Perciformes; Anoplopomatidae. Gene Ontology annotation, cellular component: intracellular membrane-bounded organelle; cytoplasm. Gene Ontology annotation, biological process: xenobiotic metabolic process. The coding region runs from base 105 to 1679 and encodes 524 amino acids. The record is from RefSeq and is a predicted model, not a curated record. Gene Ontology annotation, molecular function: heme binding; oxidoreductase activity, acting on paired donors, with incorporation or reduction of molecular oxygen, reduced flavin or flavoprotein as one donor, and incorporation of one atom of oxygen; iron ion binding.
CUUUCGCCUAACUAGUUGGCAUAUUGUUGAACUUACUCUUGACUUUGUGAGUACUCCUAAACAUGGGAUAGUACUGUCAGCCCAUUAAGUUUAACUUCGUCACCAUGGUUUCGCUGUCAUGGCUCGAGCCUCUGAGCAGCGUUGACGUCGUAGCUCUGCUCGUGUUGUCGCUGCUGGUUUGUUUAGUUUACGUUCACCAGAAACGAGCGGACCUCGGAAACAUCCCGCCAGGUCCGAAACCAUGGCCGGUAGUCGGCAACUUCGGCUCCUUCCUCAUCCCCUCCUUCAUCCGGAGGAGGUUUGGACAAACGCAAGACAGCGCCGACAGAAACGCUAUGGUCGUCCUGACGGAACAGGCUGAGGUUUACGGAAACAUAUACAGCAUCUUUGUGGGCAGUCAGCUGAUGGUGGUGCUCAAUGGCUAUGAAGUGGUGAAGGACGCGCUUUCAAACCACCCCGAGGUGUUCUCAGACAGACCGGAUAUCCCUUCUAUCACCAUCAUGACCAAACGCAAAGGAAUAGUCUUUGCACCCUACGGGCCAGUGUGGAGAACGCAGCGCAAGUUCUGUCACGCCACACUCCGAAACUUUGGCCUGGGGAAAUUGAGCUUGGAGCCUUGCAUCCAGGAAGGCCUGGCUACCAUCAAAACAGAGCUGCUGCAACUGAAUGAGAAGUCCGCUGCCACCGGUGUGGACCUGGCCCCGCUGAUUAGCAACGCCGUGUCAAACGUCAUCUGCUCGCUGAUCCUGGGACAGCGUUUCCAUCACAAGGACCUCGAGUUCGGCAACAUGCUGGGCCUGAUGGAUCGUGGGCUGGAGAUCUGUGUGAACAGCGCUGCAGUCCUGAUCAACAUCUUCCCACUGCUGUACUACUUUCCCUUUGGGGUAUUCAAGGAGUUACGUCAGGUGGAAGGAGACAUCACAACGUUUCUGAAGGGGAUCAUUGCAAAGCACCGGGAAACGUUAGAUCCUGACCACCCGAGGGAUCUCGUAGACAUGUACUUGAUGGAGAUGUUGGCCCAGAAAGCAGCUGGAGAGGAGAACAGCAGCUUCACAGAAGAUUAUCUCUUUUACAUAAUAGGAGAUCUCUUCAUCGCUGGCACUGACACCACCGCUAAUUCAGUUUUGUGGGUUCUGCUCUACAUGGUCUUACACCCCGAUAUCCAAGACAAGGUCCAGACAGAGAUUGAUGAAGUGGUUGGAAAACAUCGGAUCCUGUCUUUGACUGAUAAGGGAAGUUUGCCUUUUACUGAAGCCACCAUCAUGGAGGUGCAGAGACUGACUGUUGCGGUUCCUCUGGCUAUUCCUCACAUGGCCUCCAAGACAACAGUGUUCAGAGGCUUCACUAUUCCAAAAGGGACAGUUAUUGUGCCCAACCUGUGGUCUGUUCAUAGAGAUCCGACUGUGUGGGACGAGCCUGACAGUUUCAACCCAGCGCGCUUCUUAGACGAGGAGGGGAAGUUGUUGAGGAAAGAGUGCUUUAUACCAUUCGGGAUUGGUCGCAGGGUGUGCAUGGGUGAACAGCUGGCGAAGAUGGAGCUGUUCCUGACGGUUACCAGCUUACUGCAGGCCUUCAAAUUCAGACUGCCAGAGGGAACGCCUCCUCCUACACUGCACGGACGCUUCGGCCUGACGCUGGCACCCUGCCCAUACACUGUGUGUGUGAGCCCUCGGAGAUGAAACACAGGAAUAUUUGUUUCCAACAAAUUUUCUCUAAAUCAAAUAUGCAUGACAACUGCGAUGUGGGUUGAGGUCUCUUGGAGAGAAAAUAUAAUCUAAAAAACAUAAUAGAAAAAAAGUUAUGUUUUUUGUUUGGAAUGUAGCUCCUUUUUCUAAUGCAAUUAUGGAUGCAUGUUAUCUGUUUAUCUUUACAAUGCUAUGAUCCAAAGCAGCUUCUUAUCAUCUCAUUUAAGAAGCUGGACCCAGAAAAUGUUAAUAUAUUUACUUGAUAAUCAAGUAAUAAUUAAGGUCAGGAUUUCAAUCUUAUUUAUUAAGGUCAGUAUUACAUGCCAGAUGCCUUUUGAUUUUCAAAGGCCCCUGCUGAAUGGGCCGAUCGGUUUUAUGAUGCAUGCCACUGAGAAAUAAGCAAACAUUAGGGUGUUUAUUAGGGCAUUAUGGAAAGAAGGAUUUCUAAAAGUUUAAAAGUAUAUUUUCCUUAUUGACUUGAUGAAUGGAUUAUUGGCAAUGUGUCAAAGAGUUUCUUAUUAAUAAUUAACUCAAUGUAUAGUGAAUAAAUAUUUUGUUCUAUUCA